GACAGUAGUGAGGCAGCAGAUGGAGCUGGCCUCUGGGAUGAAGAAGUCACCAAAUGGUGGGGAGAGUGGAGCUCCUGGUCCACCUGCUCCCGGUCCUGCGGAGGAGGUGUGAUGUCCCGGGAGAGGCACUGCUUGCAACAGAGACUACAGGUACCACAGGCAACAAACAGUACCAUAUGUGUUGGUCAAGCCAAGCAUUACCAACUGUGCCAGCAGCAGCCCUGCCCAGCCAACACAGCAAGCUUCAAACAGCAGCAGUGCUCCAGUUUCAAUGCCAAAGCCUUUGGGAAGCGUUACUACCACUGGAUGCCCCUCUAUCCAGAUGACUACACUAGUAUCUCCAAUAAGCCGUGUGACCUCCAGUGCACCACCCAGAGUGGAGAGAGGCAGCUGAUGGUCCAAGCACAGGAUGGUACCUCCUGCAAGGACAGGACCUAUCAAGGGGUCUGCAUCAAUGGGAAAUGUGAGCCAGUUGGGUGCGAUGGGAGCCUGUACUCACCCCGGACGAUGGACAGAUGCAGGGUGUGUGGAGGGGACGGCAGCACUUGCCACCGUGUCUCAGGCAGCUUCCGAAAGGCAAUCUCACAGAUAGGUUAUGUGUUCAUCACCAACAUUCCAGCUGGUGCCACAGACAUCCUUAUCAUUGAGCGCAGGAAAACAGAAAACAUCCUAGCACUUGCAGAUGAAUCUGGACAUUUCUUCUUCAACGGCAACUCUGCCAUUGACAACCCUCAGAACUUCAGGGUAGCUGGCACAGUCUUCAAGUACCGGAGGCCCUUGAGUCUGAACUCAGAUGGACUGGAGUAUAUCAUAGCUCAUGGACCCACUAACCAGUCUCUGAAUGCCAUGUACUACAACUUCAAUGGGAAAAUGCCACACAUAACUUACGACUACACUGUACCACGGAUACCACCUCUCCAAACUGCAGCCCCUGAUACAGACAGACCUCUCUACCACCACCUACCAGAGACCAGCCAGAACUAUCCCAUUCCAGCCAACUCUAGAGCUGCCCAGGACUUCAAUGCCACAUGGCUCACCCUGUCACCAGAUGAUACCAGCGAACAGCUUCCUCUAAGAGAACGGCACGAAGAUUUAGGCUUUGGUCACCCACACUUCUUCCAUACCAACUCCACCAGUCAAGCUCGAAACUGGGGCUGGGAACAAGGUGAAGAGAAGACCAAUGAGUUUGAUGUGAGCCCUGUGGGCCACGAUGACAUCAGCUUGGCUGACAUGUAUCGGUGGAAAGUCUCAGCUUAUGCCCCCUGCAGCUCCACAUGUACUUCAGGUAUCAGCACCUCUUAUGCAAUGUGUGUCCGGUACGAUGGAGUGGAAGUGGAUGAAACAUACUGUGAUGCUCUAACCCGACCAGAACCUACUCACGAAUUUUGCACAGGGAGAGAUUGCCAGCCUAGGUGGGAGACCAGCCGGUGGAGCGAGUGCUCCAGAACCUGUGGUGAGGGCUAUCAGUACCGCACUGUGCGCUGCUGGAAGAUGUUGGCUCCAGGCUUUGACAGCUCUGUUUAUGAUGACCUUUGUGAGUCAGCUGGGCUGGCCAGGCCCAUGGAGAGGAAAGCCUGCAAGAACAAGGCCUGUGGGCCCCAGUGGGAGCUCUCCGAGUGGUCUGAGUGUUCAGCCCGGUGUGGCACGCAGGGGAUGAUGAAGCGGGAGGUGCGCUGCUCAGUGGAAGCACCCCUCUGUGAUGAGACCCAGAAGCCCAGCAGCGAGAAGGCAUGCACAGGCCCGCCCUGCGACCGCCGCUGGACUGCCUCGGAUUGGGGCCCGUGCUCAGGAUCGUGUGGUGAGGGACGCAUGAGCCGCUUCAUCGCAUGCCGCAACCUGGAGGGCAAAGUGAUCUCCAACUCGCAGUGUGACCCAGUCACCAAGCCUCUGGCUGUCCAUCCGUGUGGAGACAAGAACUGUCCCGCACACUGGGUGGAGCAGGAGUGGGACCAGUGUGAUGUCAGCUGUGGGCGAGGGAUGAAGACCCGGGUUGUCUUGUGUGCGGGCCUGGAGAAUGGUGUGUACAGGGAGUACCCUGAGAGGCGCUGUGAAGCUUCUCAGAAACCUGAGGAACAAGCUGCCUGUUUCAGGAGGCCGUGUUCAACGUGGUUCACUACCUCCUGGUCUCAGUGCAGCAAGACGUGUGGUGCUGGUGUGCGACUGCGUGAGGUAAAGUGUUACCAGGGGGAAGCGCUGGCUCAGGGCUGUGACCCUACUUCCAAACCAGAAGCCAGGCAGAUUUGCCAACUCCAGCCAUGCCCCACAGAGGCACCAGAAGAGGACUGUGAAGACAAAGUGACAGCCAACUGUGUGCUGGUGCUGAAGGUGAAGCUGUGCUCUCACUGGUACUACAGGAAGGCUUGCUGCUGGUCAUGUCGGCUCAAGUCACCCUGA
Nestor notabilis (Kea) is the source of this 2394-nucleotide messenger RNA. RefSeq names its product ADAMTS-like protein 2. NCBI's taxonomy places the organism in Eukaryota, Metazoa, Chordata, Aves, Psittaciformes, Psittacidae. The annotation marks the transcript as partial. The transcript is spliced from 16 exons. Gene Ontology annotation, molecular function: metalloendopeptidase activity. Gene Ontology annotation, biological process: extracellular matrix organization. The record is from RefSeq and is a predicted model, not a curated record. Gene Ontology annotation, cellular component: extracellular matrix.